AUGGCUUUCUCGAGGAGCUCAGCAAUUGAUUACGACCAUCCUAAUAAACAAUCAAGGAUCAUCAUCAUUACCGUCGGAAACAAGAACUACUCCAUUCCGGAAAAUUAUAUACCAGGGCAUCUGCUAGUCCAAGCCAGACAGUCUCGGUGUUCACGUAUUCUAAUUGGAGAUAUCGACGCGGAUGUUGGCCACACCAUCCUACAUUUCCUAUAUAAAAGGGAAUAUGAAACGGUCUUUUGCGCGGAAACCCAAAAAGAGCCACACAACGUUAAACCCGCCAGGAAGCACGAGAUAGACGACCUCGACGCGCUUGCCCAAAAGUACAUUAUGACUCUCAGCGAAGCCCUGUUGAUUUUCCAGAUCCUUCAAGGAGCCCGGUCGAUAUUUUCGAGAUUGCCUGAGAAUGAAGAAUGGUUUCAUCACUAUCUAGACUCUAAGCUUUCUAGCAGCUUUGCGGAGGAUGAGACAAUAUUACAGCUGGACGACUUCUAUAAGGAGAUUGUGAAUGAUCCAGCAUUCAGCAAAGCUGUAGUGAAGAUUAUAGUCAAAGUCUUUACCACCGAGACCUCACGCUUGCGAAACAUUCUUAGAUUUACCGGCGGCGGUAGUGAAACGAAGGAUGAUGGCGAGUCUUCGCGUGAACAAUCGUUUCCAGUUACCCAAUCCGAGCCUACCGAUGACCACAACGGAGAAAAAUGGUUUAAAGCGCUGUCUAAAGAACAUAGCGCUGCGAAUAUCUCAUGUUUAUCCGCUUCUGAUCGGAACUGCCCGUGUGGUGAGCCCGCAAUCGAGCUCCUUCCAGUUGAUUGCGAAAUGGCCAACUCCGAAGUUCACUACAUCACGAAGACAAUGACAAUGCCAGCGCAAUACUGA
Molecule: messenger RNA, 873 nt
Organism: Aspergillus neoniger CBS 115656
Lineage: Eukaryota; Fungi; Ascomycota; Eurotiomycetes; Eurotiales; Aspergillaceae
Exons: 4
Coding region: 1-873 (290 amino acids)
Source: RefSeq, a predicted model, not a curated record